This is a messenger RNA of Triticum turgidum subsp. durum (durum wheat), 1197 nucleotides long. The record is from the annotation of a GenBank genome assembly. Lineage: Eukaryota; Viridiplantae; Streptophyta; Magnoliopsida; Poales; Poaceae.
AUGAAACGGGCGGCGUCUUCACUUCCGCUCCACGAUGACUUGCUCCUCGAGAUCGUCACCUGGCUCAAAGACGACAUGGCGGCGCUCUUUCGGUGCGCCAUGGUGUGCAAGCUGUGGCGUCGCCUCGUGGCAAAUCCCUCCUUCCUCCGGCGCUGUUGGCCGGAGGACACGUCCGCCUCAAUCACCGGCUUCUUCACGAGGGAGCAACGCCCUGGACAAGGGGUGGGGGCGCCGUGCUUCGUCCCUGCGCCGGGGUCGGCGAUGGGCCGUGGUUGCCAUGCCCUUACCACCUUCGUGCAGCCUACCGGCCAGAAGUUAGAUCACGCGGAGCCGCUUGUCUCACGCCACGGCCUCCUACUCGUGCGCCUUCCCUCCCAUGGCUCGAGGGUCGUCCACCUGGCGGUGUGCAAUCUGCUCGUCGGCGAGUGCCACGUUCUACCACCUCUAAAGUGCGGCAAGGUCGACCCCCUUCACUUGGACUGGAGUGGGUACGCUAUUUUGAGUGGUGUGGAUAGCUGCUCUUACAACCAGCAGCCACCACCGAGCAACGAUGCGUCGUCCUUCAAAGUGGUAAUCAUCGACCUGGACUACAAUCUCUACACGUUCGCAUCUGAUAAAGGGAGCUGGAGCACGGCGAGCAGAUGCUUCGGCGAUGAGGCUACCAGCAACUAUACCGCGGUUUAUCAUGGCCCUGCCGUCGUGUGCCGCGGCACGGCACACUGGCUCUUUUACGAAGGGAUGAUGCCAGGUUUAUGCAUUGUUGGUAUGGAAGCUAAGACGGGCCACAUCACCUUGACAAGGAUCCCCUUUGAGAUGGACGACAUGAGAUAUCGCCCGUGCCUUACCCUCUCCACCGAUGGGACACUUUCGCUAAUCUAUAUCGAAAGGGAAGAUGCCCGGGUACUUAUCUGGGAAAUUUUGGACGAGACUACAAACUGCCUCUGCACUCGGAGUAUCGAGUUACAAGAACCAGGCAAGAAGCUUACUCAAAGCAUAUCAAGCUUGCACAUGUUAGGAGAAAAGUACGGGACGAUGAUUGCCCAGGGCAGUAGUUUGUGCGUGUAUGUUGUCGACCUUGAAACCGAGACGGUGGAGGAGCUGCUAGAUUGGCCUAACCGUCAUGCUAACCGUGUGGAUGUCGUGCCAUUGCAAAUGAGUUGGUUGACAUUCUUCCUUUCUCGGCUUGGUAGUCGGUAG